Dryobates pubescens (Downy woodpecker) is the source of this 1975-nucleotide messenger RNA. It is a transcript of the gene PPIL6, whose product is annotated as peptidylprolyl isomerase like 6. Gene Ontology annotation, molecular function: peptidyl-prolyl cis-trans isomerase activity. Bases 1055 to 1957 code for a protein of 300 amino acids. The transcript has 8 exons. Lineage: Eukaryota; Metazoa; Chordata; Aves; Piciformes; Picidae. The record is from RefSeq and is a predicted model, not a curated record. Gene Ontology annotation, biological process: protein peptidyl-prolyl isomerization.
GGAGCGGUUGUGUCUGACUUGGGAGUGGCUGGGAGGAGAUGUUUGCACAGCAGGUGUGCCCCAGAGUCUGGGCAGCAGUGGAGGCUGCUGCCUGGGUAGGCUUCUCUUCCCAUGGGCAGAAGUUCCUCCAUGCAGGCUUUUUUCUAAUCCUACUGCAGGUUCUCUUUGGGAGUGGAGAAGGAACUGGCAAGGCUGCAUUUGCCAUAGCUGUGGUGUCAGGACUUCUCUUACCUCUUCAGCAGAGGCACAGAAGAGUCUGCUGCUUGCAGACCUGCAGUCCUAUGUGCUCCACCCCUUUCCAGAUCCUCCAUAAACCACAGUGAACAAGGAAUGGUUUUCCACAACAGAUGGCCCAGUUCAUCUCUGGCCCCAGCAACUCUGAAAGGAAAAACCACCUGCAGGCAUGCUUGGGGUGAACCAGCAUCCUGCUGCAGCCAGCUUACUGCUCCUUUCUGACUAACAUUUCACUGCUACCUGCCUGAAUGUCCCUUUGGAAUGGUGGGAUGCAGAGCUCUGCUUUAGUUAGCAGCUCCUUACCCUGUCCUACAAGUUCCUCAAUGCCUGCAGCUGUAUCCCACUGCCUGGGCCAUCCUGAGGGGCACUGACUCCUCCGUGUUCAUGGCUUUCCCCUUGCCCUGGAAGGAGCUUGCUCAGGGCUGUCCCAGCACCACCUUGAGCAGAAGCUCAGCAGAGUUGUGGGGAAGUGCUGCUCUCCUGUUUCUUAUCCCUACCUCUUCUUGCUGGGUGUCUGCCAUUAGCCACCCAUCAUCCUCUCUUUUAAACAAUCCUAUGCUGACAGCAUCUGUCAGGAGCUCCAGAAAGAGCUUCAGAGCUCUGCUCUGCCACACAGUUCUGCCAAACCUCAUUUUGCUUCCCUCCUUCAGGGGAGAACAGGACUCAGAGCAUUUCCCACCCUCUGACAGGGUUGAAAGCCGCUGGGGAAGUGCUUAGAAAUGCAAGGGGUGUGUGUUGGUGUCUGCUGUUGCCAUGGAGCUGAGCUCUGUUGACAGACUCAGGCUGCUGGUGGCCAGGGUGCCACGGGCUGUGGCAGGUGAUGGUGGUGGUGACCGUGGUGGGGCUUCUCCAGGAUCCAGCUUUCCACGCAGCCAAGUGCACAGCAGAGGCUCUGAAGCUGAAGUUUCCACGCAAGUUUGCAGACCCUGUGCUCCAGCCUUUGGUAGAAGUUGCAUGGCAUGAAUACCUGCAGAAGAAAAAGAGGGAACUGAGAGGGGAGGUGUGGGCAUACAGCUCCUCAGUGAUGUGCUUCAUCGAUGGCCAGCUGCUGGGGGAUGAGAAGGAGCUGCUCUCAUGGUCCUCCCGUGAGUGGAACUAUCAGGACACCAAGCCCAGCACACUUCACCAAGCAGCUGCUAAGGAAUUCUACACCAACUACCUGAAAAGGAGCCAGGCAAGUAGCAUGGUUUUAAACCUGGAGUACAAGCAUGUGUUUGUGUACCUGGAGAUUGCCAUCGAGGAACAGCCCAUUGGGAGGCUGCUGUUUGAGCUCUUUUCCGAUGUGUGUCCCAGGACCUGUGCGAAUUUCCGCGCCCUGUGCGCUGGAGGAGCGAAGUCUCUGCGGGACGGCCGGGAGCUCACCUACAAAGACUCCGCUUUCCAUCGCCUGCUGAAGGGCUGGUGGAUCCAAGGAGGAGACAUCGUAACUGGAAAGGGAGGUGGAGGAGAGUCGAUUUACGGCCCCACCUUUGAAGAUGAAAGCUUUGCCAUCAGUCACAAGGGCAGAGGUGUCCUGGGGAUGGCCAACCAGGGCCGCCACAGCAACAGCUCACAGUUCUACAUCACCUUCCAGCCAGCUCCCUACCUGGACAGAAGAUACGUGGCCUUUGGGCAACUGAUCGAGGGCACAGAGGUGCUCCAGAGACUGGAAGAUGUACCUACAUGUAAUGAAAGGCCCACAGUAGCCUGCAGGAUUGUUCAGUGUGGGACCUUUGAGCCAUGAUCACCAGCCUGCUGGAAG